AUGGCCACCACUGUGCGCCAUUCCGUCUCUCUGUAUAUCAACUCGUUUCGGCAUAAAUACAAGCCGUACUAUCCGGCAAUCGCCGUCGGCGUCCUCGGUUCUGUUAUCAUUGGACGCGCAGCCUGGAAUGACUACAAAGUGUUUCUGAGUUACGGUCCUGGCGGUGUGCCGUACAACGUUUUCGGAUGGUUCGUCGCGACUUUGAUCCGCGCAUUUGGCAUCAACAUGUUCGAUGUACGUGAUUUCGAGAAGAGUCCGGAUCAGAGGAGCUGGCUCGGUCGGAGUUGGCCGACAAAGAACAGAAGUGGUGUGAGGCCCACGAUUGGGCCUCAUCUCAUACCGCAACGGCAGUUGGACCAGCAUGCUCCCCCCGAGAUACAGGAAAAAUACCAAGAAGCAUUCAAUUCUCUCGUGGCUCAAAACGCAAACAUUGUUCAAUUUAAGCUAUCGAAGUACGAGCUCCAUACUGAUGCCGUGUGGGUGCAUGACGAUUGUCCAGUCUAUACCCUCGGCAAAGACUUUACCAGAGAGGUUUCGCAUAUUCACAAAAACACCGAUUUCUCGACUCAUGUUAUUCUUGCUCCCAAAGAUGCCAUGCAGGUCAUCAGAUCUGGUUGGGGGCAGUUGCAUGGCCUCGCUGGAGUCAGCCUAUUUGGACGGAAAGUACUGCCAAAGCCGUAUGUCCUGCUCUAUGCUCCACGAACCGAGGAGGAGGUUGGCAUCUUGAUUGAAAUUGUCAGAGCGGGUAUCGGAUUUAUGACAGAUUCAAGGGAGUUGAUGUCGCCUUAG
This is a messenger RNA of Rhinocladiella mackenziei CBS 650.93, 789 nucleotides long. RefSeq lists its product as uncharacterized. The transcript has 2 exons. Bases 1 to 789 code for a protein of 262 amino acids. The record is from RefSeq and is a predicted model, not a curated record. Lineage: Eukaryota; Fungi; Ascomycota; Eurotiomycetes; Chaetothyriales; Herpotrichiellaceae.